Messenger RNA from Budorcas taxicolor (takin), 3209 nucleotides. RefSeq names its product ubiquitin specific peptidase 15 (gene USP15). Gene Ontology annotation, molecular function: cysteine-type deubiquitinase activity. The transcript has 22 exons. Gene Ontology annotation, biological process: protein deubiquitination. The record is from RefSeq and is a predicted model, not a curated record. NCBI's taxonomy places the organism in Eukaryota, Metazoa, Chordata, Mammalia, Artiodactyla, Bovidae. Bases 21 to 2966 code for a protein of 981 amino acids.
GCUACCGCUAGUGGAAGAAGAUGGCGGAAGGCGGAGCGGCAGAUCUGGACAUCCAGCGAUCUGACAUCGCGACGCUGCUCAAAACCUCGCUCCGGAAAGGGGACACCUGGUACCUCGUGGAUAGUCGCUGGUUCAAACAGUGGAAAAAGUAUGUUGGCUUUGACAGUUGGGACAAAUACCAGAUGGGAGAUCAAAACGUUUAUCCUGGACCCAUUGAUAACUCUGGGCUUCUUAGAGAUGGCGAUGCCCAGUCACUUAAGGAGCACCUUAUUGAUGAAUUGGAUUACAUACUGUUGCCAACUGAGGGCUGGAAUAAACUUGUCAGCUGGUACACAUUGAUGGAAGGUCAGGAACCAAUAGCACGAAAGGUGGUUGAACAGGGUAUGUUUGUAAAGCACUGCAAAGUAGAAGUAUAUCUCACAGAAUUGAAGCUCUGUGAAAAUGGAAACAUGAACAAUGUUGUAACACGGAGAUUUAGCAAAGCUGACACAAUAGAUACAAUUGAAAAGGAAAUAAGAAAAAUCUUCAAUAUUCCAGAUGAAAAGGAGACCAGAUUGUGGAACAAAUACAUGAGUAAUACAUUUGAACCACUGAAUAAACCAGACAGCACCAUUCAGGAUGCUGGUUUAUACCAAGGACAGGUGUUAGUGAUAGAACAGAAAAAUGAAGAUGGAACAUGGCCAAGGGGUCCGUCUACUCCUAAGUCCCCAGGUGCAUCCAAUUUUUCAACUUUACCAAAGAUCUCUCCUUCAUCUCUAUCAAAUAAUUAUAACAACAUCAACAACAGAAAUGUGAAAAACUCAAAUUAUUGUCUCCCAUCAUAUACCGCUUAUAAGAACUAUGAUUAUUCAGAACCUGGAAGAAACAAUGAACAACCAGGCCUCUGUGGCCUAAGUAAUUUGGGAAAUACGUGUUUCAUGAACUCAGCUUUUCAGUGUUUGAGCAAUACACCUCCACUUACUGAAUAUUUCCUGAAUGAUAAGUAUCAAGAAGAACUGAAUUUUGACAAUCCCUUAGGAAUGAGAGGUGAAAUAGCUAAAUCUUAUGCUGAAUUGAUCAAGCAAAUGUGGUCUGGAAAGUUCAGCUAUGUCACACCAAGAGCCUUUAAGACACAAGUAGGACGUUUUGCACCUCAGUUCUCUGGAUACCAGCAGCAGGACUGUCAAGAACUAUUAGCUUUCCUAUUAGAUGGACUACAUGAGGAUUUGAAUAGAAUUAGGAAAAAACCAUAUAUACAAUUAAAAGAUGCUGAUGGAAGACCAGAUAAGGUAGUUGCUGAAGAAGCCUGGGAAAACCAUUUAAAAAGAAAUGAUUCUAUCAUAGUAGAUAUAUUUCAUGGCCUUUUUAAAUCAACUUUAGUAUGUCCGGAAUGUGCUAAGAUUUCAGUAACAUUUGAUCCUUUCUGUUACUUGACACUUCCAUUGCCCAUGAAGAAGGAACGUACCUUGGAAGUUUAUUUAGUUAGAAUGGAUCCACUUACCAAACCUAUGCAGUAUAAAGUGGUUGUCCCUAAAAUUGGAAACAUACUUGAUCUUUGUACAGCAUUGUCUCUUUUGUCAGGAGUACCUGCAGAUAAGAUGAUAGUUACUGAUAUAUACAAUCAUAGAUUUCACAGAAUAUUUGCAAUGGAUGAAAAUCUUAGUAGUAUUAUGGAACGUGAUGAUAUUUAUGUGUUUGAGAUUAACAUAAAUAGGACAGAAGAUACAGAGCAUGUGAUUAUUCCUGUUUGCCUGAGAGAAAAAUUUAGACACUCAAGUUACACCCACCAUACUGGUUCUUCACUUUUUGGGCAGCCUUUUCUUAUGGCUGUUCCACGGAACAAUACUGAAGAUAAACUCUAUAAUCUUUUGCUUGUGAGAAUGUGCCGAUACGUCAAAAUAUCUACUGACACCGAAGACACUGAAGGAUCCCUACACUGCUGUAAGGACCAAAAUAUUAAUGGGAAUGGCCCAAAUGGCAUCCAUGAAGAAGGCUCACCAAGUGAAAUGGAAACAGAUGAGCCAGAUGAUGAAUCCAGUCAGGAUCAAGAACUGCCCUCCGAGAAUGAGAACAGUCAGUCUGAAGAUUCAGUUGGAGGAGAUAACGAUUCUGAAAAUGGAUUAUGUACUGAAGAGACUUGCAGAGGUCAACUCACGGGACACAAAAAGCGAUUGUUUACAUUCCAGUUCAACAACUUAGGCAAUACUGAUAUCAACUACAUCAAAGAUGAUACCAGGCAUAUAAGAUUUGAUGAUAGGCAGCUUAGGUUAGAUGAAAGGUCUUUCCUUGCUUUGGAUUGGGAUCCUGAUUUGAAAAAAAGAUAUUUUGAUGAAAAUGCUGCUGAGGAUUUUGAAAAACAUGAAAGUGUGGAAUACAAACCUCCUAAAAAACCCUUUGUGAAAUUAAAAGAUUGCAUUGAGCUUUUUACAACAAAAGAAAAGCUAGGUGCUGAAGAUCCUUGGUAUUGUCCCAAUUGUAAAGAACAUCAGCAAGCCACAAAGAAAUUGGAUUUAUGGUCUCUGCCUCCAGUACUUGUGGUGCAUCUCAAGCGAUUUUCUUAUAGUCGAUACAUGAGAGACAAGUUGGAUACUUUAGUUGAUUUUCCUAUCAAUGAUUUGGAUAUGUCAGAAUUCCUAAUUAAUCCAAAUGCAGGUCCUUGCCGCUAUAAUUUGAUUGCUGUUUCCAACCACUAUGGAGGAAUGGGAGGAGGACACUAUACUGCUUUUGCAAAAAAUAAAGAUGAUGGAAAAUGGUACUACUUUGAUGACAGUAGUGUCUCAACUGCAUCUGAAGACCAGAUUGUGUCCAAAGCAGCAUAUGUACUCUUCUACCAGAGACAAGACACUUUCAGUGGAACUGGCUUUUUCCCCCUUGACAGAGAAACUAAAGGUGCUUCAGCUGCCACAGGCAUCCCAUUAGAAAGUGAUGAAGAUAGCAAUGAUAAUGACAAUGAUAUAGAAAACGAGAACUGUAUGCACACUAACUAAUGAAAGUCCUAGAAGCCAUAAAAGAGAGACUUUCCUGCUGGUGGUAUCUGUUGAAAUGAUGAAGUUACCCACCACAUUAAACAAAAGUCUGAGAUGGGGAGUUUCAGAUCACUGAAUGUAAAUCCUUUAUCAGAUUUUAACUUGUGCAGUACUUGAAGUGAAACACAAUGAAAACUUUAACAGAAAUUGUCUCUUAAUACAUUUACAGUCUUGUAUUUACAAGCUAAAUAUAUAUAGGAAAUC